Messenger RNA from Naegleria gruberi, 1008 nucleotides. RefSeq lists its product as uncharacterized. The annotation marks the transcript as partial. The record is from RefSeq and is a predicted model, not a curated record. The transcript is spliced from 2 exons. Gene Ontology annotation, biological process: steroid biosynthetic process. Gene Ontology annotation, molecular function: 3-beta-hydroxy-Delta5-steroid dehydrogenase (NAD+) activity. NCBI's taxonomy places the organism in Eukaryota, Heterolobosea, Eutetramitea, Acrasida, Naegleriidae.
UGUCUUGUUAUUGGAGGAGCAGGAUUUUUGGGUCAACAUCUUGUUGAAGACUUGAAGGCCAAGGGAUAUAAUGUCGGUGUUAUGGAUAUCAGAGAACCAACCAUCACAAAGGAUGUUAAAUUUUACAAGACCGAUAUUUGCAACAAGGAGCAAGUUCUUGAAGCUUUCCAAGAUUUUAAUGUAGAUACUGUUUUCCACACUGCCACUCCUGAUCCUUUCAAAUCACCAGCUGCAGUUCUCUACAAGGUCAAUGUUGAAGGCACUCGUAAUUUGUUGGAUUGUUUAAUUGAAACUGCUUCUGGAAAGGAAACCAAGAAUUUCGUUCUUGUUUCAUCUGCAUCUGUAGUUUUUGAUGGUACUGAUACCAAUAAUUGUGAUGAAACUAAACCAUAUGUCAAAUCAGGUGUUAAUGUUUAUACUGACACCAAAGUUGAACAAGAAAAAUUAACACUUAAAUAUGGUAAAGAACAUAAGGAUAAGAUCAGAACUGUUGCUAUUAGACCAGCAAGUAUUUUCGGUGAAAGAGAUUUAUUAUUUAUUCCUACUGUUUUAGAUAAUGGUAAGGCAGGAAAGACCAAGUUCUAUGUCGGAAAUGGUAAAAAUUAUAUGGAUUAUACAUAUGUUAAGAACGUCACACACUCACUCAUUUUAGCAUCAACUCAUUUGGAUAAAGAUGAAGUUAGUGGUGAACCAUUCUUUGUCACAAAUCAAGAACCUGAAUUGUUCUGGGGAUUUAUGGCUGAUAUUUUGAAGGAAUUCAAUUAUCCAACUCCAAAGAUUGGUGUUCCAGUCCAAAUUAUGUAUGUCAUCAGCUACAUUUUGUUGAUUGUUGCCUUUGUUUUGAAGUUCUGUGGUAUCAAGUUUGCUAUUCCACCACAAUUUGAAUUGGAUAAGAAUGCCUUGUUAGUUGCUGAUAGAAGAUUCAAUUCCACAAAAGCUACUCGUUUAUUCACAUAUAAGCCUGUUUAUGAUAUGAAGGAAGCCAAGAAGAGAACAGUUGGUUACUUU